AUGUCUUGGAAAAAUGCUUUAUUAGAGCAAGAAUGUGGUGGAACAAAUAGUUUGGUAGAACUUUCUAAUAAUUUUGCUCAAAAUAAUUCUAAAUUACAAAACCAAAGAAAUGAAGCAAUUAAUUCAUUAUUACCUUCAUUAUCUAAGGGUGAAGAGUUUGCUCAAGAAUAUAUGUCAAAAAAUAUAAAUGUUAUUCCAGCAAAUACAUUUGACAUGAGAAGUCUUAUUGGUGCAAUACCACAACAACAUAGUAAUAUUAAAAAUAGCUCAAAAUUAACGAAUGUAUGGACCAAUGAAUUUUUAUCUAAACCAAAAACAGUCGAUUUUAAUACAAUUUGGAAUCAAACGUUUUCACAAGUUCAGCCACCGAUUUUAUCAAAUCAAGUAUCAAAUGUAUCUUCAUGGAUAACCUCAUAUACGCAACAAAGUCAAAAUAAUAAAAAGGAAGAAAUUAUGCAAAAUAUUCCAAAAAAUAAUAUGUGGUCAUCAGAAUAUUUAGAAAAGUUUGAUGAAACAUCAGAUAAUUUGGCAAAUGAAUGGCUCGAUGAAUUUAUGAAUAAUGUGCCAUCACAAAUUAAUUCAGAUGAAAAAAUGGAUUCUACUUCAAAUAAUAUUUUUACAAAUCAAACUGAAGAUUAUGAGAAUGAAUGGGAUGAAUUAUUUGAUAAUAAUUCAUAUUUCUCACAAUUAACUCAAGAUGAAACAAUUUAUGAAUUUGCACAAAAUAAUCCAUUUUUGAACACAGAAAAUUCUUUGAAUAUGGCAAAAACAUUAAUGAAAAAUGGAAAUUUAUCUGAUGCUAUAUUAUAUUAUGAAGCAGCAGUUCAACAAACACCAGAAGACUCAAAUGUUUGGUGUUCUUUGGCACUUUGUCAUGCUGAAAAUGAAGAUGAUGUUAGCGCAAUUAAAGCUUUCAACAAAUCAUUAUUACUUAAUCCUACCAACGAAAUAGCUUUACUUGGAUAUUCAGUUUCAUUAUCUAAUGAAUUUAGAGAAAAUGAAGCUGUUGAAUAUUUAGAAAGAUGGUUACAAGCUCAUACUAAACAGCAAAUUUCUCCAGUAACCGAUGACAUUCGUUAUAAAUCAUCAUUUCUUAAUAGAGAUAAAUUUGAAAAUGUUGAAAAAGAAUUUUUAAAUGUAGUUAGAAAAAAUUCAGGACAAAUUGAUGUUGAAUUACAAAAUGCUUUGGGUAUAUUAUACAAUAUUGGUAACAAUUAUCCAAGAGCAAUUGAUUCUUUAAAAUUAGCUGUUACAAAUAGACCAGAUGACCCAAGACUAUGGAAUAGAUUAGGUGCAACACUUGCUAAUGAUGACAAAACAACCGAAGCAAUAAGUGCAUAUAGACAGGCAUUAAAUUUAUUUCCAACAUAUGUCAGAGCACGUUAUAAUCUUGGUAUAUCUUGUAUGCAUCUAAAUAGUUAUGAACAAGCUAUAGAACAUUUAGUUUCAGCUAUACAAUUACAAAAAAAUCCUCAAUCAUCUCCAAUUUGGAGUACAUUAAGAACUGCUGUUAUAAGAUUACCUAAAAUUGAUUCCAAUUUAAUAGAGGCUGUUGAUAACAAAGAUCUUAAUAUGUUUCUUAAUAAAAUGAAAGAAAUAUAA
Messenger RNA from Strongyloides ratti, 1602 nucleotides. RefSeq names its product GH08708p. The transcript has 3 exons. Gene Ontology annotation, molecular function: ADP-specific glucokinase activity; protein binding. Gene Ontology annotation, cellular component: endoplasmic reticulum. NCBI's taxonomy places the organism in Eukaryota, Metazoa, Nematoda, Chromadorea, Rhabditida, Strongyloididae. Gene Ontology annotation, biological process: glucose metabolic process. Bases 1 to 1602 code for a protein of 533 amino acids. The record is from RefSeq and is a predicted model, not a curated record.